CACUUUUCACAGCUUUUAAACCCUUAUCUUCCUUCUUUCACUUCCUCAAAUCCAAAAUAUUCUUGUGAAUUUUUCCAUAUCAAUCUUAAAACACCAUGUCUUCCUUCAAGAACAAGUACCAAGAUGAACUGAUUGCGAAUGCUGCUUACAUUGGGAGUCCCGGAAAGGGUAUCCUUGCUGCAGAUGAGUCAACUGGUACAAUUGGCAAACGUUUGGCAAGCAUCAGUGUUGAGAAUGUUGAAACAAACAGACGUGCUCUUAGGGAACUCCUAUUCACCACACCUGGUGCUUUUAAUUGUCUCAGUGGUGUCAUAUUGUUUGAGGAAACUCUAUACCAAAACACAGCUUCAGGAAAACCCUUUGUAGAGUUAUUGAAGGAAGGUGGUGUUCUUCCUGGUAUUAAGGUUGACAAGGGCACCGUGGACCUUGCCGGAACUAAUGGUGAAACUACCACUCAAGGUUUGGAUGGGCUCGGUCAACGUUGCCAAAAGUACUACGAAGCCGGUGCCCGUUUUGCCAAAUGGCGUGCUGUGCUGAAGAUCGGUCCAAACGAACCAUCCGAGUUGGCUAUCCAUGAAAAUGCCUACGGUCUUGCUCGAUACGCAGCCAUAUGCCAGGAGAAUGGCCUGGUGCCUAUUGUGGAGCCAGAGAUUCUGGUGGAUGGACGCCAUGACAUCAACAAAUGUGCGGCAGUGACGGAGCGUGUACUUGCUGCAUGCUACAAGGCACUGAACGAUCACCAUGUUCUGCUUGAAGGAACAUUGUUGAAGCCCAACAUGGUGACUCCUGGUUCUGAGUCUCCAAAGGUGACCCCAGAGGUGAUAGCUGAAUACACUGUUGCGGCGUUGCAGAGGACUGUUCCUGCUGCAGUUCCGGCUAUUGUGUUUUUGUCUGGUGGGCAGAGUGAGGAGGAGGCAACCCUGAACCUGAAUGCCAUGAACAAGUUGCAGGGAAAGAAGCCAUGGUCUCUUUCUUUCUCUUUUGGAAGGGCUCUUCAACAGAGCACUCUUAAGGCAUGGGGUGGGAAAGAUGAAAACAUCAAGAAGGCUCAGGAUGCCUUCAUUGCUAGGUGCAAGGCAAACUCCCAAGCAACCUUGGCAACUUACAAAGGUGACGCUACCCUUUCCGAGGCUGCUUCUGAGUCUCUCCAUGUCAACAACUACAAAUACUGAUAAAAGGGUGCAGCAUGAGUAAGUGGUCACGUCAGGGGCAUCAGAGAAAAAGCACAUUGUUAUAUUUAUAUAAACACUUUAAUUUGCUAUCAUGUUUCCAUUAUUGUACAGGUGAUGCGGUUUUGCUCCUUUGACCACCCAAUUACUUAACUGCCUCUAAAUAAGCGUGAAGACAAAGCAAGGAAGAAGGUUGAAGAGAGAAACCAAAGUUGUGUUGUGUAGUGUUAUGAUAAGGACUGCCAAUAUGUCUCCCCAACCCUUGCAUUUGGUUUUCCUUUAGCAGGAAACUUCUUUACUCUUUCCCAGGUACGGAUACUGUCUGCCCAGGAGCGUAAGAUGUAUCAGUAAUAUUUAUGUAAUGCUUAUGCAUAUGUAUGUAUCUGUGUAGUAGUAGCGAUAGUAGUGCCACUACUACAUACUCUCACAAUGCAACAAAAUACUUACACUGCA
Vigna radiata var. radiata (mung bean) is the source of this 1622-nucleotide messenger RNA. RefSeq names its product fructose-bisphosphate aldolase 6, cytosolic. Lineage: Eukaryota; Viridiplantae; Streptophyta; Magnoliopsida; Fabales; Fabaceae. Gene Ontology annotation, molecular function: fructose-bisphosphate aldolase activity. Gene Ontology annotation, cellular component: cytosol. Gene Ontology annotation, biological process: glycolytic process; fructose 1,6-bisphosphate metabolic process. The transcript has 4 exons. Bases 96 to 1172 code for a protein of 358 amino acids. The record is from RefSeq and is a predicted model, not a curated record.